Mangifera indica (mango) is the source of this 1682-nucleotide messenger RNA. RefSeq names its product probable N-acetyltransferase HLS1. Lineage: Eukaryota; Viridiplantae; Streptophyta; Magnoliopsida; Sapindales; Anacardiaceae. Gene Ontology annotation, molecular function: acyltransferase activity, transferring groups other than amino-acyl groups. The coding region runs from base 213 to 1439 and encodes 408 amino acids. The transcript is spliced from 3 exons. The record is from RefSeq and is a predicted model, not a curated record.
AUGGUAAAAGAAACAAACAAACGAAAGUUGAUAAGGAAAAAAAAAAAAUUACCAAAAUAUAAAUAACGAUCAACGUGGUAGUGUGUUUGUAUUAUGGCAGCUAGCCCAUUCCAGAAAGGCUUUAAGAUACAGUUUGUUAAAGAAAGCUAAUAUCUAGUAUUUCCACAUCCUGGUUUUCCCAAGCGAUUCCUGGUUUGGUUUAGGAUAAGAAAAUGGUUGACAAGAUAGACAACAAGGUUCUAAUAAGGGAAUUCAACGAAGAAAGAGAUACUCAAGUGGUCGGGAAGCUUGAGAAGAACUGUGAGAUAGGGUCUAAUAAGGGAGUCUCUUUCUUCACUAACAUGAUGGGUGACCCUUUAUGUAGGAUUAGGCUCUAUGCUGCUCAUGUUAUGCUGGUUGCCGAGCUGCGUGAAAAUGGGGAGCUUGUCGGAGUUGUGAGAGGAUGCAUCAAGCAUGUGGGGACAAAAUUUGGAGGAAAACAUGUGAAGUUGGGUUGCAUAUUAGGCCUACGAGUCUCUCCAAAUCAUCGGCGAAUGGGGAUAGGAUUAAGCCUUGUUAAGGCAGUUGAAGAGUGGAUGGUGAGAAAUGGAGCUCAAUACACUUUCCUUGCAACAGAAAAGAACAAUGUGGCUUCUACAAAUCUGUUUACUACUAAAUGCAACUACAUCAAUUUUAGCUCAUUAGUCAUAUUUGUUCAUCCACUUAAUUUACCUCUCAGAGGUCUAAAGUCUGGAGAUAUAAAGAUAGAGAAGUUGCGUUUAGACCAAGCAAAUUCUCUGUACUAUGACAAGCUCAGAAGCAAAGACAUUUACCCAGCUGACAUUGACUCCAUCUUGACGGAGAAGCUCAGUGUUGGGACGUGGGUAUCUUAUUUCAAAGAGGAUGAAUGGUUGGAUUUUAAGAGCAAUGAUGAUAAUAAUAAUGAAAAUGAGAACAAGGCGAAGAAUCAUGAAGAUGUUAUAAGUAAAACUCCAAGAUCUUGGAUCAUCUUUAGCAUAUGGAACUCGUGUGAGGCAUACAAGAUUCAAAUAAGAAAGUCAUAUCCUUUAAAGCUUAUUCAUGCAACUUUGAGCCAUGCAAAAGAUAUAAUUUUCCCUUGCCUUAAAAUGCCAGUAUGUGGUUCACUUGAAAACCCAUUUGGAUUUUUAUUUCUUUAUGGGCUGCAUGGAGAGGGAGAGAAGCUAGGGGAGCUUAUGCAAUCUGUAUUGAGAUUUGCAUCAAGAUUGGCUGAAGAUGUGAAGCAUUGCAAGGUAAUAAUAACUGAGUUAGGAGUUUCAGAUCCUCUCAUUGAGCAUGUGCCCAGAGAAUCCUCCAUGUCCUGUAUCAAUGACCUUUGGUAUUUGAAAUGUCUCAGUGGUGAUAAUCAUAACAAUGAUCAGGAACAGCUGAUGAGAAUGGGACAAUUGGGAAAUGUGUUUGUUGAUCCAAGAGACUUUUAGCCAAGAGGCGCAGCUGCCUAGCUAUGAUUUGCACUUUAUGCUGUGAAAAAGAUCUGACGCCUAUCAGUUUCAGUGGAUUGAGAGAGCCAAUACUGCAUAAUGAGAUAUAUAUAUAUAUAUUUAUACUUUAUAUAUGAUAUAUGUAUCUCAUACUUUUGUACACAUUUCAGAAUUAAGCUAUCGUUUAGUACUUUAUGUUUUCCUUGAUGAAUCACUAUCAAAUAUAUCUAUACCAAGACUAUU